GGCAGCGCCCCCUGCCGGUGCAGUGGAGAGUCGCGCCUCGGGCGGUCUGAUCUGAUGCUGCUGUGAUCUCACAGUUGUCGCUGUGCGGUGGAGGCGUUUUUUUUUUCCUUGUGUGCAGCCAACCGCAAGAAAUGGAUGUGUUUCUAAUGAUCCGACGUCACAAGACGACCAUCUUCACUGAUGCCAAAGAGUCUACCACAGUUUAUGAACUGAAGCGCAUUGUGGAAGGCAUUUUAAAGAGGCCCCCUGAAGAGCAGAGACUUUACAAGGAUGAAGUGAUGCUCAAUGAUUGUCAAACUCUUGGAAAUUGUGGCUUUACAAAUCAAACCGCUCGACCUCAGGCCCCAGCCACGGUGGGGUUAGCUUUCCGUCUGAGUGAUGAUUCAUUUGAGCAGCUGAGAGUCGAGUCUUUCUCCACCCCCCCAGAGCUCCCUGACGUCAUGAAGCCCCAGGACUCGGGCAGCACAGCCAACGAGCAGGCUGUACAGUGAGGGAGGGGGGCAGGGAACCGACGGGGCUGCACAGGGGGUCGGAGGGUGGAUACACAGGGGAGGGAGGGGUUAGAUUUUGGAAUGCCCUCACGGGUGAGUUUUACCUGGCCGACGACAGAUCUUCAGUGGGGCACAAACAAUUCCGAGCACGGAUUCCCCUCGUGGUAAAUGAGAGGGCGAGCGUUUUCAAAGUGCUUCAUUUGUCCUGAACUCGGCCAACGCAUGCUAGAUAAUUGAUCAUUUCACACAAGACCCUUCAGAGAUACCUGGCGGACUUGUCACGACACUGUCGGUCAUGCGUGGGAUUGGUAAUGGCUGAACAUAAGAAGUUGUACCUCGUAUUUAAUUAAUUCAACUCUUUAUUUAGGGUAAGCUUAUUGCUAGUUUACCUGUUUUUGUUUUUUUUAUUUGAUUUUGCUGGCUUAAACGUGGGAGUUAGAUUAUAAGGUGUGACAUUUUUAGGCUUUUAUGUUUGUGUGUUUCUUUAUUAAACUAUUACUAGGAUUCAACAUGUUUUUUGGUCUUUGGCCCUGGAUAUGUGUUGCAACAAUAGCUAGGAAUUUGUGGAUUUCUAAGUUACUAUCUGUAUUUCAAAAACCUUAAACAAUAUGAUCUGAGAUCAAAUGGAUUCAGGUGUUAACAAGGAGACCUGGCAUUAAGAUGAACGUUUCUUGGUACUUGACCUAAUCAGUAGUUGUAGUUUUCCUACAGUAGCUGCUCACAGAUGUUACUGAGACUGAACGCACCCAGCUGUGGGUAUCUACAACACAUGUGACGCUGGCGCGGACCUCCAAUGUUUGAUUGUAGCCGAUGACAUCUUAAAGAUGUCCUUGACUUGAAUCGGUGUGGCUAAUUGAAAGUAAACCCAACGCGUUUUAAGUUAAACAGGUAGUUUGUCAUGUGCUGAGAUGGGAUCCAUGCCUGUCCGCAGCGGGCUGCACAUUUGACCCUCCGAUGUUUCCCCAUUUAGCUUUAGUUCAAGCUGCAACUUGUGUUGUAUUGUACCCCAUUAAUAGAGAAAUAAACUCCUGCACAUCAAGUAGAAGUCUCAUGAUCACUGGGUCCCAUGAUCUGGAAAAACUACAAUUUAAAAACUAAACCCUCUAUUAGUUACAACAUGAAAUUGUUGACAUUAACAUUUGCAAAUUGAGGCUGUUAAACAGUGGGUCAUGAUCAAAGUUGCACUUGUAACUGAUUUAACAUUAAAACAACUGUUUUUCA
This is a messenger RNA of Gasterosteus aculeatus aculeatus (three-spined stickleback), 1712 nucleotides long. It is a transcript of the gene elob, whose product is annotated as elongin B. Gene Ontology annotation, biological process: transcription elongation by RNA polymerase II. Gene Ontology annotation, cellular component: VCB complex; elongin complex. Lineage: Eukaryota; Metazoa; Chordata; Actinopteri; Perciformes; Gasterosteidae. The record is from RefSeq and is a predicted model, not a curated record. Gene Ontology annotation, molecular function: protein binding.